UGGGGGAGAAAACCACGAUUAGGCCAUGGAUGUGAGAGGGAGCCCCGGGUUGGAGAGGGGGGCUACAGGCCUCCAAAGUCAGUGGCGGAGGGAGAAGCGGAUGCCGGCCUCCCUCCUCUUCUCGCCCUCCUCCGGCCCCCUGGAGCCUAUUGCUCCUCUUUUCCUGCUUGCUCCCCCUACCCUUUCUGCCGUGACUAUCCGGAGAAGCGGCUCGGGCGGUCAAGGCGGAAUUAGAUUGUCCGGCAUUGUGAAGUCACUCGGGGCAGAGAGGCGGGGAGGGAGGUUGCUGGCGCGCUCCGCCCGGGGGAAGCGGCCCGAGCUCGGGGCUGAUUCCCGGCUUCCUUCCUGCAGGAAUGUAGGGUUGUUAGAGGGGGCGGGGGAUCAAGCUCUGUGCACCGGGACUCGCUUCCCCCAAGGGGCUUCUCGCUGGGUGCAUCAGCCACAUUGUUCUGCCUCCUCCGUGAUGUCUAAAGACAGAGGGAAGAAAGCCCUAUUGGUGUGCUUAAAAUCGCAGCCUUACUUAAGAGGGGGAAAGGCCGCUAAAUAAGCUACACCUUACUACUUUACAGUGCAAUCCAGUGCAUGUCUACUCAGAAGUAAGGUCCAUUGGAUUAAUGGGACUUACUGCAAGCUCUGCUGGAACUGGAUGAAGAAAAAGAAUGGAUAUGGGUAACCAACAUCCUUCCAUUAAAAGGCUACAAGAAAUACAGAAAGAAGUUAAAGAAUUUGAAUCACAAGUAAUAGCCUUCAGUGGUUUGUCCAAUGACAGAGCUUACAAGAAACUAGAGAGGGCUUUAACUAAGCAACUUUUUGAAAUUGAUUCUGUGGAUGCUGAAGGCAGAGGUGAUGUUCAACAAGCCAGGAAGAGGGCUGCCCAGGAAGCUGAAAAACUGCUGAAGGACCUGGAGCAGAAUGCAAACCACCCUCAAAGGUUGGAGAUUGAGUCCAUAUUUAGUGAAGCACAAUCAUUGGUGGAACAAGAAAUCACAACUUUUUACAAAGGAGGCAACUGUGUAACUGAGGAAUUCGAAGAAGGUAUUCAGGAUGUCAUCUUUAGGCUCACUCAGGUGAAAACUGGAGGGAAAAUCUCUCUACGGAAAGCUAGAUACCGCACUCUGACCAAAGUAUGUGCUGUUCAAGAAAUUAUAGACAGUUGUACAAAGCAACAGCCUUCCCUGCCAUUGUCCAGUGAUGCACAUCCUUCUGUUUCCAAGAUUAAUUCUGUCAUGGUUGAUGUGAACAAAGCGAGAGGAACCCUUAUUGCUGUUUUAAUGGGAGUAAACAAUAAUGAGACUUGUAGACAUUUGUCUUGUGUGCUCACUGGCCUGAUUGCCGAUCUGGAUGCUUUAGAUGUAUGUGGUCACCCAGAAAUAAGAAACUACCGUAAAGAAGUUGUGGAGGAGAUCAACAGACUGCAGAAAUACUUGGAUCUCGAGGAAGAAGCUGAUACCACUUAUGCUUAUGACUUGGCACAAAACAGGUGCAUUAUAAAAAUAGAAGAAAUCCGCAAGAAGAUGAAAGAGGUUCAUGUCUCCCUUUUAAAAGUGGAGCGAGCUUCAGAUUUAUACCUAAGGUCAAAAGCAGAACUGCAGGGGUUAAUUGCACAGUUGGAUGAAGUGAGUCCAGGCAAAAAUCCAUGCAUCCGAGAAGCCAGGAGGCGAGCAGUGAUAGAAGUACAGACACUCAUAACAUAUAUUGACUUAAAGGAGGCACUUGUCAAACGACAAAUGUUUGUAGAGCAAACGGAAGCGGAACCUGCAUCGCACGAAGCAGUUUGGAAUAUUCUUGGAAAUGUGUCCCAAAUUCAGCAAGAGGUGUUGUCUUUUGAUGGAAACAGAACUGAUAAGAACUACAUGAGACUGGAAGAACUUCUCACCAAACAGCUUCUAGCCCUUGAUGCUAUAGACCCACAAGGAGACGAGCACUCAAAAGCAGCCAGGAAACAGGCAGUGAAGCUUGCACAGAAUAUUCUUUACUACUUAGACAUGAAAACAGAUGAAUGGGAAUAUUAAAUAACAGAGGUCUUGUGCUGGACAUUGCUUUUAAUCUUGCACUUUACACCAUCCAGUCACCCACAGACAACACAAGCCCAAAAGUUGCAUUAUUUACUCAUCUGUUAGAGGCCUAGUGAAUGUUGGACUGGGCUAUGCUGCAGCUGUCUCGUGUUGUUGCAGUCAGGCAAUGACAGCAAUCCAUAUGCCAUUUGUCUUACAGUUUUAGGCACAGCCAUCUUUUUUUCCUGGAAUGUGUAGCUCAAGCGAUUUGUGACGAAGAGUUGCAGAACUGCCAAACCAUCCCGUAUGCAAUUCUUCUACACUGUAAGAGAAUGCAAUCUGUCUAUCCUGUUUUCUUAAAGGAGUCGAAACAAAACUAAUGAAGAGAAGACCCGGAGCUAAUGUCUGUUAGCCCUAAACCAACCUAGAAGUCAAUUUUUUCUGACACAGCACAGUUGCAAUCCAAAGGAUUAAAUGCAAAUUGCUCAUGGCUCUUUUUUGGUGCAUUUGAUUUAGUCUCGCUAAUCUGUCACCUAAGGUUUGGCUUGAUUACAUGCGGUUUUUAAUAGUUUGGGUCUAAUAUUAUACGGCUGUAUGUGGUAAGUUUUGGCGUAUAGGCAUAAACAGCAAGCUACAUUCUAAAGUGAUAUACUGAUUCAGAUAGGAGUAGAUAGUCUGCAGCUAGACUGAUUCUGAUUGGUCAUUCUGAAAGAAGUUUUCCUUUUAUAAACCAGGGCUGCACCAGAAGAAAGGAAUGGUGAGGCUUUAAAGACAGAAGUCAUAGCAUAGGUUGAAAAAUAGAUUUCUUAAGAAUUAAACUAUGUUUUUCAGUAGUCAAGAGACACCCUUCCCCACCCCCAGAACAGGGCCCUUCAUGGUUGUGGAGCCACCUUAGCAUAAUUUUGUGGUAUCUAAAAUCACUUGCUUCCUGUCACACUGGGCAGUUUCUCAAUUAUUCUUUGCAUUUUUCCAGAAUUCUUGCUGUUUUUGACUUAAUAGAAAACUAAGUGCUUUUUAUACAAGAACUUGGCCUGGAACCAUUGGUGUUUUUCAAGGUUUUGUGUGUUUCUUGUAUACCCCAGACCAUUUUGAGUUUAGUCCCUUUGAAUUGUUUUGUUCCAGUGAGCUAUGAAAAUACCCUUAGCUAUGUGUGAUGGCAGCAUGCACAUACAUGCCUUAGAUGUGCUUAGUCUAUUCUUCUUAGUUUUUUUAGCCUUUCAAUUAAUUGGAACAGCGAACAGUUCAAAGUGUUUUGUUUUGGUUGAAACAUAGUUGUCAGUCGUGUUAGCUGUGUUGAGUUAGUUGCAUGUAUCGCUCCUUAAUAGAUUCUUAUAUCUUCCUUUCUUUCCCCCAAACUUACUGCAUCCUUAUUGCUUCCCCCAUCCUUAGCGAAUCCUUACAGCUUAUUAACUGUCAGACCAUAUUGUGUCUGACCGUAUUCUUAAAGCUUUCCUGUUUGUAGUUUCAGGAAGGUAAAAACCAGCACCAAUCAUAGUAUUUUUAGUUUCUCACACAGGUUCUAUCUUCAAAAUUAUUGGCUUAUGGAAGAUUAUUUCUUUGAAAUGGCUUUAUAAAUGUAGCCACAUCCUGAUCUUGGAUUUGUGUUUGUAGGAGUUUUAAAUAGCAAUUAAAAGGAGCAAGGCUAUCCCUAGGAGACGUGCCUUUUAAGUGACACUUGAAUUUACAGCACCUUAUAGCUAUGACUGUCGCCGCAUCAUGCUGCUGCUUUGCAGUGAAGUGUCCUCUGUACCAUCUGGAUUACAUCCACCCUUCAGCUCUAAUAGGGAUCAGAAAUAUUCUACCGUAUUUGCUGGACAAAACGCUUGUUCAAACCUUGGUGUUAUCUUUUUGUGUGUGUUUAUAGUCACUUGCUUAGCAAACCUUUGCCAAGGAAAUUUAUGGAUUCAGUUUUGGUCCAGGUUAAAUAGAACCCAAUCCUAAACAAUAGACUUCUUCGACACUUUGCCAUGAAUGCCUUUCCUUUGUCCUUUUCUGCUGAUUCUGAAAUAUUACUUUUACCUUAUUGUGUUGUUCCCGUUUGUAUCCUUAAUGAAUUGGUUAACAACUAUAACUAAAAGUGUUUCACUUUCAGUAGGUCGUAAAGGCUUUGAGCCAAAGCUAUAUGUGCAUGCCUAUAGAGUUCCCAUGUGACUUGGAUUUCCCAAGUCACUUAAUUUUCAAACGUGUGUUUUUCCCAUUCUGUUUUGCAUACUCUACUGCCCUUGCUUCAAACUCGGUGAGGAAGCCAUUGUUCAUGUGAUAACUUCCAUGCAUGGAGCUCUCACAGUGAACAAGGAGCUCCUGGAUCAGACUGCAGAUCUAAUGUUUAUUUUAGGAUGUGACAACUAAACAGUGCUGUUAAUAUGUUGCAGUAACAGAUCCAUGGUGCUUAUUUUUUUCCAGUGAUCUCAUCUUUUGUUUUUAUGUAAGCCUAUUUAAAUGUUCAUAUAUUUUAUGCCAGGGGGAUGCGGCUCUUACAAUUUUAGAAAGACUCCCAUUAUUUAGAGGCAUUCUUAAGGUUUGCUUCUCAUAGUUGUGUAGCCUGUUGGAGCUACAGAUAAAGUACUUAAAGAUGAGUAUAAUGAAGGUGAGGAGAUAUUACAAUAGCAAUGUAUUACAAAAGCUUAACUUUCCCAGUUUUCUUUUUAAAGAAGAAUAUCUAGCUCAUAUGUUCAAAUGUGCAGCACUUAAACUUAUGUUAAGAUCUUUGGUACAGUAUAAUUAAUCAGUUUCUGCAUGAAUAAACUAGCAAACUAAAUAAGCGAAACCAAAAAGUUUGGUAUGUGGAUUGUAAGAAAUCCUUGUUUUGUGCUUUUUAGAAUGUACUUUUUGUAUUUAAUAUGCAGCCAACCGUGGAAACAUGCUACAUUUCAUUUCAGUGGGCUAAAGAUAUUACCUGCUGUUGAAUUACUCAGUGCUGGACCAACGUAAGGUCUGAAUUUCCCCCCAAGGCUUUUCUGUGGGCAGUGCCAUGACAUUGUAGCAAAAUAAACAAACUGAUAUGAUUUUGCUGAAUAUUUAAGCAUCAUGAUAUUAAUUUUUUUCAGAUUAUGAUUGUAUUGCUUUAGGAGAAGAGUCGAUGUGGGCAGCCUUGUUCUGGUAUCUUUGCCAGCAACCAUGAUAAAUUAUCUUCCCUCUGAUCUGUUGGAUUUAAGCAUUUUUUCGCUGUGAUCCACAAACUCUUGAAAUGAGUCCCAGCACUUCAGCUGCUUUUAAGUCCCAGUACUUAGUGGUACAGAUUGUGCUGUUUGUUCCUUGAUUUUCUCAACAUUUAAUUGACAUGUUAGACUGUGUAUGAAUCUUGCUUUUCAGAAAGUGUUAUAACCUUUUUUAUGUAUAGCUUUGUUUUGAUGUGUACAAAGUCAUCACAUAUUCUUAAUAAAGUAUUUUAUGCUUUCUUCUUGAUAAUUCA
Rhineura floridana is the source of this 5406-nucleotide messenger RNA. RefSeq names its product BAG cochaperone 5 (gene BAG5). Gene Ontology annotation, molecular function: adenyl-nucleotide exchange factor activity; protein-folding chaperone binding. The transcript has 3 exons. NCBI's taxonomy places the organism in Eukaryota, Metazoa, Chordata, Lepidosauria, Squamata, Rhineuridae. Gene Ontology annotation, cellular component: membrane; cytoplasm; nucleus. The record is from RefSeq and is a predicted model, not a curated record. Gene Ontology annotation, biological process: regulation of inclusion body assembly; negative regulation of protein ubiquitination; protein stabilization. The coding region runs from base 660 to 2012 and encodes 450 amino acids.